AUGUAUUCGUCCGUCACCGUCGCCGGCGGGUCGCUGCUCAAGCGACUCGCUGACAACCCACCUUCUCAAACCCAGUGGCCUAGUGCAGUGGCCACAUUUGUCUUCAUCGCCGACUUCGUCGUCUUUCUCCCCGUCAUUCUCAUCCUCGUGUACACCCUCUCGAACGUCUACCCCACCCUCGCCGCCGUGGAGGACCCUCUCCCCGACUACGAGGCGGUGCCUAUGAACGAUGACGGCACCCCCAAGACGGAUAACGACCCGGUGAGCGCCGCCCAGCCGGGUAAGCCUAUCACGGGCUCUCUCCGCGCUACCAACGCCCUCAUCCGCUCACGCGGCGGCUGGCUUGCCAACUUCCGCGGCCUCGGUUACGCCGUUUUGGUCCAAAUCAUUGUCGCUCUCACAGCCGUAUUCUUGGCCCUGGCGCCCUUUAUCCCGUUCCGCAUCGCCCAUCUCAUCGCUCUCCUCGCCGCCGCCCCGCUUGCCACCACCUGGACCCAUCUCGUCAUCACGCCGCCCUCGACCAAGUCCUUCUUCCGCCGCAUUCCGUCCCUAAAGAAGGUCUAUGUGGCCGCCUGGUUCCCCACCUUCCUGUUCUGGGCCGCCGUCCAGGCCUCCGUCCUCUUCCCCGAGUUGCUUGGCCGCGGCAUCGGCCUGUGCAUGCGCGACCCGAACAAUCCGGACAAGAUCUGUGACCAGCCGAAGGAUGGCUCCUACCUCGCCAAGGUGAUCGCCGUUGCCGGCUUGUCGCUUGCGCUGCAGGUGCUGCUGGCCAUUCCCGCCCACGCCGCCCUGGCCCGCGUGCAGGCGUCGCUGCUGCCCGCCGACGAGGACCCGAUCGUCCCCUUCGACCGCUCCUUCGCCGGCCGCGUCGAGCCCGAGGUCGUCACCGGGAAGGGCUUCGCCACCUUUGGCGCCGCCAUCAAGACCAUCCCGCGCUCGAGCUGGCUCAGGAUCUACCUGCUGCGCGUCAAGGUCUUCUUCGUGAGUGUGGGCGCCUAUUUCGUUAUGGGUACCAUCGUUGGCCUGGAAGUUUUGGUGAUGGGUCUGAUCAGCGCUGGUAAAUAA
This is a messenger RNA of Chaetomium globosum CBS 148.51, 1065 nucleotides long. RefSeq lists its product as uncharacterized. The transcript has 2 exons. Bases 1 to 1065 code for a protein of 354 amino acids. The record is from RefSeq and is a predicted model, not a curated record. NCBI's taxonomy places the organism in Eukaryota, Fungi, Ascomycota, Sordariomycetes, Sordariales, Chaetomiaceae.